Dendrobium catenatum is the source of this 975-nucleotide messenger RNA. RefSeq lists its product as uncharacterized. NCBI's taxonomy places the organism in Eukaryota, Viridiplantae, Streptophyta, Magnoliopsida, Asparagales, Orchidaceae. The coding region runs from base 89 to 685 and encodes 198 amino acids. The record is from RefSeq and is a predicted model, not a curated record. The transcript has a single exon.
UUCUACUUAUAUAUGCAUUACAAAUUCACAAGAGCUCUGCAGUACUUCAACUGACCCAACCUCUGUCAAUCUUUCUCUCCGAGUAAAUAUGGAGAAGAUGAACAAGUUUCAACUUGUAAAAGCAACAGUUCUCCUUCUCCUUCUCCUCGUCAUUCCUUUUGUGUCCUCCUCUAUGAGGCCUUCCUACCUCUACUUCCUCCUCAACAUCUUAAUCCUCUCUCUUGGUAUUGAAGCUGGCUUUCACGCUGCCAUUUCUAACCCUCGCGAUGAAAAGAAGCCAGCGAUAUCGUCAUCCCUUGCCGUCGAAGUUUUUUUGCCAACGAGUGAUGGCGGUAUCGAAACUGGGGGGAUGAAAGAAGUAGCAGUCAUGAAGAAGCCGGCGGCGAUGGCCGAGAAGAUAGUGGCAAGUGCAACAAUAGCAGUGAACAAGUUGAAGAAGUGCCCAUCAGUUCCUAGCCUUUUUUUCAUUGGUAGCUACGAGACUGUAGAAGAGGAGACGAAGUCUGAAUAUGAGCAGGAGGAAGAAGAAGAGGGGGUAAUGGAAGCAGAGUUGGGAGAUAAACUAAAUGCUCAAGAGCUGUUUUCUAAGGCAGAGAUGUUCAUUACUAACUUCUACAAGCAGCUGAAGAUGCAGAGGGAAGAGUCUUGGAAGAGAAUUCAUGGCUUUUAUCACAAGGCUUUUUAGGGAGAAAGCUUUGAAAGUAGUGCACGCCUACAUGCAUGUCAUUGCUUAUGCGUUCAGAAUAUUUAGUUGGUCAGUUGGUCUUAGUAGGGUGUUAGGAUUCAAUAUAUAUGAAAGUUGUGGUUGAUGUUUUUAAGGUCAAAAUAUGGUUUAUUAGCUAUGGCUUGAUUGGGAUUAGUGGCUGGGUGAAAGAGGGAUAUAGGGAGGAGAAGCCAAUCUAUUUUCUUUGGUGCCUCCAAUUCUUUCUUUCCUUAAGUAAUUUGUAUUUUAUAAUAUUUCUUAUUUAUGAUUUA